UUGAUUUGGAUGACCGGUGUUGGGAACCGGAGGAACAUUCCAGUGGCUUCGCUUUGGCCCAUGUCGGCGUCGGUGUUUUCGGUGCUCCGUCAUUUUGAGCUUGUCGAGCAAAACGGUCACUUCCCAAUCGAUCUAUCAGGAAAGUAGUGCACGAAGAUGACUUCCCUCGGCAACGAACCAAAACCGGCCACCAUCUGCCACGUGGUGGCGAUGCCCUUUCCUGGACGAGGCCACAUCAACCCCAUGAUGAACCUCUGCAAGUUGCUAGCUUCCAAAAAACCAGACAUCCUCAUCACCUUCGCUGUCACCGAGGAGUGGCUCGGCUACAUCGGCUCCGAUGACAAGCCAGCUAAUAUCCGCUUCGCUUCCAUACCCAACGUCGUCCCACCGGAGCGGCUAAAAGCCGCCGACUUCCCAGCCUUCUAUGAAGCUGUCAUGACUAACAUGGAAGCUCCUUUUGACCAGUUCCUGGAUCGCCUCCUCGAAACGACGCCGUUGACUGUAAUCAUAGCUGAUAUAGAAGUACUCUGGGGAAUCAAUGUUGGCAAACGAAGGAAUAUUCCAGUGGCCUUAUCUUGGACCAUGUCAGCCUCCUUUUUCAGAAUGUUGCAUUUUUUCAAUAUUUUCUCUGAAAAUAACGAUUUCAAUAUCCCCCUUGACUCUUUAUCCAAUUAUAGUGAUGACAAGAAUUUGGAGGACAUGCCAGGACUCUCAUCUUGGGAAAUAGAAGAUCUUAAAAUAGUACUCCGAGAAAAUGACCAAAAGGUUCUGAAACUAGCCUUGGAUUGUAUAGCUCAGGUCUCAAAAGCUCAAUUUCUUCUCUUCACCUCAGUUUAUGAGCUUGAAUCUCAAUCAAUAAACACUCUAAGAUCAGAAUUUUCUUUCCCUGUUUACCCACUAGGCCCAGCUAUUCCAUACUUAGACCUUCAUGAUCAACACAACAGCUCUUCAACCUCUCAAAACUGUAUUCAAUGGCUGGAUUCACAGCCAAAUGGGUCCGUUUUAUACAUCUCCUUGGGCAGUUUUCUUUCGGUUUCGAGUACCCAAAUGGACGAAAUCGCUGCUGGUUUAAGAACUAGUGGUGUUAGAUUCUUGUGGGUUGCUCGAUCUGAAGCUCUUCGUUUACAAGAGAGAUCUGGCGAGUUGGGGUUGGUUUUGGCAUGGUGUGACCAAUUGAAGGUGUUGUGUCAUUCUUCUAUUGGGGGGUUUUGGACUCAUUGUGGGUGGAACUCUACUUUGGAAGCUGUGUUUGGUGGUGUUCCUAUGCUUACUUUUCCUCUGUUUUUAGACCAAGUUCCGAAUAGUAGGCAGAUUGUCGAGGAGUGGAAGGUUGGGUUGAGGGUGAAGAGAGAGGUGGGUAGUGAUGAAAAUUUGAUAAUGAAAAGAGAUGAGAUUGCUGAACUUGUGGGAAAGUUCAUGGAUUUUGAAAGUGAUGUGGGGAAAGAGAUUAGGAAAAGAGCUGGAGAACUUAGAGAUUCGUGUCAACGAGCCAUUGCUAAAGGUGGUUCCUCUGACAGUAACCUUGAUGCUUUUAUCAGUGAUAUAUGUAAUGUAACACGAGGCCAGUAGGCGAUUAAUCUUGAUGAAAAUAUUUGUGGUGUCUGCGUUUGUAUCACGUCUUAUAAUUUAUGUUUAUGUAAUAAUUCGAAUAAUGAAUUUGCUUUGCCUAUAAGUAUGAAUAUGUCAAGACUAAUCAAACUUGAAAUAGCUC
Humulus lupulus (European hop) is the source of this 1711-nucleotide messenger RNA. Its product is annotated as UDP-glycosyltransferase 87A1-like. The transcript is spliced from 3 exons. Gene Ontology annotation, molecular function: UDP-glycosyltransferase activity. The record is from RefSeq and is a predicted model, not a curated record. The coding region runs from base 157 to 1569 and encodes 470 amino acids. Lineage: Eukaryota; Viridiplantae; Streptophyta; Magnoliopsida; Rosales; Cannabaceae.